Puccinia triticina is the source of this 861-nucleotide messenger RNA. RefSeq lists its product as uncharacterized. The transcript has 7 exons. The coding region runs from base 1 to 861 and encodes 286 amino acids. The record is from RefSeq and is a predicted model, not a curated record. NCBI's taxonomy places the organism in Eukaryota, Fungi, Basidiomycota, Pucciniomycetes, Pucciniales, Pucciniaceae.
AUGUUAGCAGGAAAUAUGCAACGGGCCAUCCUAAUGGCCAUCUUCCUCUUCGCGACUUUUUCGCUUGCUGCUCCAGCAGAUGAGUCGAAGGCCGAAGGAACAGAGCUAGGCCAACUGAGCAACGAGGCCAACCCCGCAGGCUCCGGCUCUGGUGCUCCCCAACGAGUCUUCGAUUUCAAGAUCACUCCCGACAUGAAAACUGAAGAUUUGGAUAACCCCAAGUCGGCUCUGAGCAAACUCAUUUCAUUCAUCGUCAAAGGUGCCUCGAAGGCCUCCAGAUAUGUUGCAAUCGUGGGUCCAAAAACGCCGACGCCUGAAAUCAAGUUGAGGAUCCUCGACAACUCGAUCUUCGUCCCCGGCGGCGGCCCUCCCCAAUUAGGUUUCAGACGAACGGAUGUUAACCCAGCUAUUGACAAAACCACCACGCUCUCUGGGAUCACAACCUGGUAUCAGACGAUCCGAUUGGCCUCAGAUGCCCCGCUUUCACUUGAACAUGGAUACCUUUUGGCUAGCAUUGAAGGUCCCACGGGUAAGACUACUCAUCAAUCCGCAAUUUAUUCUUCGACCGGUACCGAUCCUCUGAAGAUGGCUUCAGGCCCCAUGGCCAACGACCCCAAAGCAAUGUCGCCAGACGUCAGGCAAAAGGGAGAAUACCACAUUCAAUUGAUUAAAUUCCCUCUCGCUGACAAAAAGACCCCAGCUGACAAAGUCGGCGACGUUCCCCACUUCGGUUUCCAACCACCUAUCAAGAGAGAACACGUCUUCUUCUCAAACGUCUUCGUCACCUCGGGCAAAGAGAUCGAACAGCCCAAAUUCACUGCCCCGAAGACCAAGAAAGUCAAGGCCUGCAAGCGGACUUGA